Molecule: messenger RNA, 945 nt
Organism: Lodderomyces pseudojiufengensis
Lineage: Eukaryota; Fungi; Ascomycota; Pichiomycetes; Serinales; Debaryomycetaceae
Product: trans-2-enoyl-CoA reductase (NADPH)
Exons: 1
Coding region: 1-945 (314 amino acids)
Biological process (GO): very long-chain fatty acid biosynthetic process
Molecular function (GO): oxidoreductase activity, acting on the CH-CH group of donors
Source: RefSeq, a predicted model, not a curated record
AUGGCAUCAAUUGAGGUCAAAUCACGUUCCAAGACGAUCAAACCUUAUUCAAGUAAUGAAUUGUCUACUGAUUCAUUAGUCCAGGAGUUAAUCGAUGAGCUUAGUAUCGAUAAUCACAUUUCAAAGCAUAGAUUAAGAAUUACUAGAUUGGUGAAUGGUAAGCAAAUUCCUUUAAUUCCUCAUGAAACUUUCACAAAGAAUGGUAUUGAGGAAAGUGCUGAGAGCAUUAAAUUGUAUGCUAAAGAUUUGGGUCCUCAAAUUUCAUGGAGAACUGUAUUUUUGGUUGAAUAUUUUGGUCCAUUCAUCUUUCAUCCUUUGUUUUACUUUUUCAGUGUCUUUUAUGGAGUCAAGCCAUUUUUUCAUACUUUGACUCAAAUAAUUGCAUUCAAUUUAGUGCUAUUACAUUUUUUGAAACGUGAAUAUGAAACUGUAUUUGUUCAUAAAUUUUCAAACGCAACUAUGCCAAUUUUUAACAUUUUCAAAAAUUCAACUCAUUAUUGGAUUUUAUCCGGAUUUAACUUGGCUUAUUUUGUUUAUGCUCCCACUAAUGAUUAUACUGGCAUUUGGAAAAAUUAUGUAUUUCAUGUGAAUGAACUUCCAACUUGGGCAAUUGGAUCAUUGGUCUUAACUUGGAUUUUUGCUGAAUUUUCAAAUUUCAAAACUCAUUCAAUCUUGAGUGAAUUGAGAGACAAAGAUCCAAAAAAGUAUGUUAUUCCAUAUGGUUAUGGAUUUGAUUUAGUUUCUUGCCCUAAUUAUUUUUUCGAAUCAUUAUCUUGGUUUGCUUACGCUUUGUUAGUUGGAAAUUGGUCAGCUUGGUUAUUUUUUGCUGUUAGCACUGGUCAAAUGUGGCUUUGGGCAGUUAAGAAACAUAAAAGAUAUUUAAAAACUUUUGGUGACGAUUAUAAGAAAUUAAAGAGAAAGAUAUUUGUUCCAUAUGUCAUUUAG